AUGGCCUGCGUGUCUUGUCGCGAAAGCAAAGUCAAGUGUGACGGGGCCGAGCCAGCAUGCUCCAAUUGCGCCACUCGGAAGCGUGAAUGUCGGUAUCAAGCUGUUGAUAAAAGAAAACUUCCUUUACGCGUUGCAAUUGAACUGCUACUGAAUAGAGUGGAUCAGCUAUGCCACUUUAUCCAGGAUAACGGCCUAAAGCCUCCACGAAUGUCGGCAGAACGAGAUUUGGCACUGAGAAAUAUACUUGAGAUGCUGGGAUUGGCCGAGACAAAUACUUCUAUGACACAGAACGCAACAGAGGCACGGGUGUCCGAAUUUCAGGAUGCUCCUCCAGCGGCGAGACCAGCCGCAGUUUGCCCUUCUUCGAAACUCGAGCUCGAGAAGGCGAAGCUCCAACAAUGUCCCGAGAACCACCUCGGGGCGCACUCAGUGAGGCUUAGGCAGACCAAGAGUGUAACCGCUUUAGCAACCGUCGACAAUGAAAAUGCUAAUCUCGAUUACCUAAACUUGACUGACGCCAACCCGAUUGCUGAUUCGGCGAACUGUGACUGGCAACUAGGCCUUGACGCAGUGAACACACCUGUCUCUCCGCACGGCCAUGGCUUCAUUGACUCCUCGCCCCCAGAAGCUCCGUUGGGCACCGCGUUCAAAGAAUUAUCAGGCUCAUUGGAGCCCAUGAUCGCCGAUGACGAGAGGACACUGGUAGACGGUUAUGGCAGCGCAGAGGAUAUAGAAGGUCUUAUUGAUGAGCUUUCCGACCGAGUUGGCACUCUGCAAGUCGGGCCUGGGGGGAUGACACAGUUUUAUGGGCCGACUUCAACGUUCAACCUCGCCGAUAUGCUGAGCGCGACCUAUUCAAAGACACACUCCACGGCUCAGAGCGAUGCUUUGGAAUGCCUAACCCGUCUCGGCGCUAAGAAGAAGGUCCCCGCCGCUCUCGAAAAUCACUUAAUACACCUCUAUUUCUGCUGGCAGGACCCAUCCUUUCAUGUGGUAGAUCGGGUGAUUUACGACGAGGCAAUGGCUAAGUGGUACUCUAUGGAAGACACCUCUUUUUAUUCCGAAUCGUUGAGAAAUGCCAUGUGUGCGCUAGGUGCUUGUUUCGAGGCCCGUUAUCAUCCAGAUUUUGUCACAUUUCCAAAAUCUCUUGUUGAAUUCUUCGGCGAACGCGCAAAGGCCCUGCUUGAGAUGGAGCUCGACAGUCCCACAAUAGCAACUGUUCAAGCCUUGGUGAUUCUGAGCAACCUUGAGAGUGGGGGUGGAAGAGAUGCGCGUGGGUGGCUAUACAGUGGAAUGGCAAUCCGCCUUGCCUUCAACCUUGCGUUGCACCUUGAUAUGUCAUCUUACAUUUCAAGCGGACUUAUAACCGCGGCUGAUGCGGACUUACGCCGAACUGUCUUCUGGGCAGCCUAUACUGUUGAUCAUGAGCUAGGAUUUCAUCUUGGAAGACCUUUCUGUACAAACAUGGAAGACGUGACGGUAAAGCCCCACAGUGGCACCAGACGGCAUCAACACGGCGAAUGGACAGUGUGCGCGAGAGUCAAAUCACUCUCUGCGAGAUUAUGGCACCGUGCGGCUAUCUCCUGCAAAUAUGGAACCUCGAGUAUUUCCAAAGUGGUGCUCCAAGAACAGAAUGAAAAGACCGUUGCAAAGCUUCUCAACUGGAAAGAAUGCCUUCCUCCGGUCUUGCGAAUCGAUAUAGGGGACCAAAACACCCCGUACACUCCGCAAGUGAUGCUAUUGCACAUGCAAUAUUACCAAAGUAUGAUCUAUGCUCACCGACCCUGGAUGUCAAAAAGCCAUCUACAACCUCAACCCCCAAAGGGUCCGGGUCAUGGACAUGCUCGGGAGAUGUGUAUUCAGUCGGCUAUCUGCAUCGCACGGAUUUUGGAAAUGUACGAAUGCAGAUACACUCUUCGACGGAUUCAUACAAAAGCAGUUGCCAUUACAUCUUCUGCGGUCCUCCUGCUGCUCUUCGCUGCCGUGGCACAGUACUCUAAUGGACGGGAUAAUAUACUGGGCCACCUCAGCACGUGUUUUCGAGCUCUGGAUGAGUUCACUAUAAGCUGGCCGAGUGCUAGCCGUGCAAAAGACCUCUUGCUGCGGCUUCAACGGCGAUGGGAGGUACGCACACGUCCAAGCAAGAGGCAGCCCAAUCUAGACGAUGCUGCCUUUCCACUGACAAAGCCAUCACCAUCCUCGAUUGAGUCUUACGGCCCUUCCUCGAGAAGUCACGACACGCCGUCUGGCCACCAAAUCGAGCCGCACGGCGACAUCAGUAUAGAUGCUGAUAUUGACUGGAUGCUUAUGCCUGAUGAGCAAUGUCGAUCGGGUAAUCACGCUGCGGACCUGUAUUCCUUGCUCUCAAACCCGGCAAUGCAUCUGGAAGGAUGA
Messenger RNA from Aspergillus calidoustus, 2394 nucleotides. The record is from the annotation of a GenBank genome assembly. NCBI's taxonomy places the organism in Eukaryota, Fungi, Ascomycota, Eurotiomycetes, Eurotiales, Aspergillaceae.